Menidia menidia (Atlantic silverside) is the source of this 693-nucleotide messenger RNA. The record is from the annotation of a GenBank genome assembly. NCBI's taxonomy places the organism in Eukaryota, Metazoa, Chordata, Actinopteri, Atheriniformes, Atherinopsidae.
AUGGCAGCCAUAGAAGUACUGGAGACGUCGAGUGCCCUGCUGGAGCCUCAGAGCCUCACUGAGAUCUCAGACGAUGAGGUCAACCCUCCAGCCUCAGACGAUGAGGACAGCGCCCUGACCGCAGCCCGGAAGGAGCUGUCCUCCAUGGGCGCCGAGGGGGACGCCGAAGACAAGGACCAGGCCACCAAGCCAGACCCGCAGAUGAACGGGGUCAUGGUCCUGUCUUUGCUCGACAAGAUCAUCGGGGCGGUGGACCAGAUCCAGCAGACCCAGAGCGGGCUGGAGGCCAGGCAGCAGGACAUGGAGCGCUCGGUCACCUCCAUCCAAGGCGAGCUGACCAAGCUGGCCAAGAGCCACAGCACCACCUCCAACAGUGUCAACAAGAUGAUGGAGAAGGUCCAAAAGGUGAGCGUCAACGUGAAGACGGUGCGAGCCACGCUGGAGAAGCAAGGCGGCCAGAUCCGGAAGCUGGAGACCAACGAGGCCGAGCUGCUCAAGAGACGCAACUUUAAAGUCAUGAUUUACCAGGUGAGACCGUUUUCUCCUAACAGCUGUGAGGGAUGGGCGUGCCACACAGAAGACCUUAACCAAUGCGGGACCCCUGAGUUUAAGUCCAGUCGACUCAAUAGCACCGUUCAAAUAGUCCCAUUAGCCAUAAUGCAGCAGUGGCUUUGUGAUGAUUCUGGGAGGUGA